This is a messenger RNA of Rhizopus microsporus ATCC 52813, 177 nucleotides long. RefSeq lists its product as uncharacterized. Lineage: Eukaryota; Fungi; Mucoromycota; Mucoromycetes; Mucorales; Rhizopodaceae. The annotation marks the transcript as partial. Gene Ontology annotation, cellular component: RNA polymerase II transcription regulator complex. The transcript has a single exon. The record is from RefSeq and is a predicted model, not a curated record. Gene Ontology annotation, molecular function: transcription cis-regulatory region binding; DNA-binding transcription activator activity, RNA polymerase II-specific.
CGUAAGGCACAGAACAGAGCGGCACAAAGGGCGUUUCGUGAACGAAAGGAAAAGCAUUUACGCGAUUUGGAAGGCACGAUUCGACAGUUACGAGAGCAGCGAAAUAGUGCCCUUAAGGAACUACAUCAGACCAAGAGCAAGAUGGACGCCUAUCGUGCAGAGAAUUGGUAUCUCAAG